AACGUAGCUGUGAUACGUUUUGAUGUGAGACUGGUUUGCUGCAGCAGACAGAUCAGGAAGCACAAGGUUGACAGACCUUGUAUGCCAUUACAGAUAACCAGGGUCAAAGUUUUUCAAUGAAGGACUUUAAACAGGCAGCUACUUCUGUGUGGUGAGACAGUUAUUGAGGAACACAACAGAAUCCCACAAUGAUAAAAAUGAAGGAGACAACGUCUAAAUGUGGGCUCACAGCCUUCAGUGUAUCAUUUUUCCAACAUGCUGUUGUCCUGCUUCUCCUGACCGACUGCUGUGGAGGCGUUACGAUGUCACCGUCCGAACUCAACUCCAAUUCAAGAGCAUCAGCUGAUUCAUCCAGUCAUUAUAUUUCUUUCGCAAAGACUGAGUUUUUUAUCUACACGAUUGGUUUGGCUGUGUUUACGUUCGCAGUUCAUUUGCUUAUAAAUUACAUGCAGGGAAAUAAAGCACAAACAGUGACGGAGGGGGGAAAAACAAGAUACAAGUCUGAAGAAAACAAAUUGUUGGUGGAGGAUGCAAUAAAGAAAGAGAUUCAAACGGAUGGAAAUAAAACAAGAGAAGAGAUGAAGAAAUUGUUGGAGUUACAGAGAGAAACAGACGAAAAGACAGAGUUGACGAGACGGAUAAAGGAAAAGGAUGACAUUAUUUUGGAUUUGGAGGAAAAGUUACAGAUGAAAGCCAGCCUGGUUGAUGCACUAAACUUUCAGAAACAGACACUUGAGAACCAGAAAGAUCAACUGAAGGAAAAGUUGCAGCAGAAAGCCAACAUGGCUGAUGGACUAAAGGAACAGAAACAGACACUUGAGAACCACAAAGAUCAAAUGAAGUUGCAACUGAAGGAGGUGGAGAAAAAGAAGGAGGAGAACAAGGAGAAACUUCUGUCAGUGGAGAACAAAAUAACUGAGGCUGAGAAUAAAAAGAAGGAUAAAGGGGGAUUGUUAAAAGAAAAAGAAAAUCUAACAGAUGUCAAAUGGAAACUAGAUGAGCAAAAGACAAACUGGGAGAAACUAAUUCUGAGUGUGGAGCAGAUGCUGCAGAGAAUAGAUGUUUUAGUCAAUAGUGACCAAGUACAAGAAACUACAGUACACAGCAAUCAAGGGUUUGAGCUGCUGGACGAGCGAAGAACAGGUGUGAGCUUUUAGCUUCAGUCAAAAGGCAAACUGUCUGAUCUUACUUUUCAUAGCAAAUAAUCACAAAAUGUGCAGAUAAUUUUAAAAAAAAGGAUAUCAUUCAAAAAUUACUCAUUAAAUGUAUGAACUAAUCUAGUUUGCUUCAGUUUAACUUUUCUCUUGACUGCUGGUUGUAGUAACUUAAAUGGUUUCCUUGUGCUCAGUACAAGUUAAGAAGUUUUAUAACCCUGUCUUCAUAUAUAACUGAUUAUAUAGGAGGAAAUGUGUUGAAGAGGGAAUGUAAUGCAGAGUUAAUUAUUUUAUUUUGUAAAUA
This is a messenger RNA of Scomber scombrus (Atlantic mackerel), 1458 nucleotides long. RefSeq names its product putative golgin subfamily A member 6-like protein 19. Bases 189 to 1157 code for a protein of 322 amino acids. Lineage: Eukaryota; Metazoa; Chordata; Actinopteri; Scombriformes; Scombridae. The transcript is spliced from 8 exons. The record is from RefSeq and is a predicted model, not a curated record.